AUGGCCGAAACAAACGGCACGGGCUCCGGCACGCCGCUUGGCGACUUGGGCAAUAUCUCUGCGGGCCAGGUUCGCCCCGGUGGCGCGCCGGCGCGUGUCUAUCUCAAUGAGAAGGUCGUGCCAUAUUUGCUUGACGGGAUGAAGUCCGUUGCGCGUGAGCAGCCUGCCAAUCCUCUCCGUGUGCUCGGUGAAUUCUUGCUUCAGAAGAGUAAUGAAGUGGAGGGCGAGACUAAAAAGGAAUCGGAGUAG
This is a messenger RNA of Penicillium griseofulvum, 249 nucleotides long. RefSeq names its product DPY30/SDC1 family protein. The transcript is spliced from 2 exons. Bases 1 to 249 code for a protein of 82 amino acids. Lineage: Eukaryota; Fungi; Ascomycota; Eurotiomycetes; Eurotiales; Aspergillaceae. The record is from RefSeq and is a predicted model, not a curated record.